This is a messenger RNA of Hydra vulgaris (swiftwater hydra), 2270 nucleotides long. RefSeq names its product all-trans-retinol 13,14-reductase. Gene Ontology annotation, molecular function: oxidoreductase activity. The record is from RefSeq and is a predicted model, not a curated record. Lineage: Eukaryota; Metazoa; Cnidaria; Hydrozoa; Anthoathecata; Hydridae.
ACUCUCUUGUUUUUAUUCGACAACUCUUAUUUAUGAUGUCGAUUUUUAUAAAAUUGUGUAUAAACAUAUAUUACUUUAUCUCUAACCUUAGUUUAAUAAGUUUGAUAUCGAUUAGUAUCCUAACAAUAAUAAUUUUUGGAGUUUAUAGUUGGUAUCUAAAUAAUGGAAAUAAUGGUAAAAAUCCAUUUUCAAGAGAAUGUAUUAGACCUCACUCAUCACUUGUAGUUGGGAAAGAUGAGCGCAAAGCGAUCCUCAAACAGAAAUUUUUAUCUGCAAGCAUUCCUUCAGAACUUGAUGCUAUUGUCAUAGGAAGUGGUAUUGGAGGAUUGUCUUGUGCAGCCUUACUUGCUAAAGCUGGUAAAAAAGUUUUGGUUCUUGAGCAGCAUGAUCAAGCAGGAGGAUGUUGCCACACGUUUAUUGAAAAAGGGUUUGAAUUUGAUGUUGGUAUUCACUAUGUCGGUGAGGUUGAAGGAAAUACUUUGAUGAAAAUCUAUAUUGAUCAAAUCACAGAAGGACAACUUAAGUGGGCUCCUGUUAAUGAUGUUAUUGAUUUGGUGGAGUUUAAUCAAAUAAAUGGCAAAAGAAAAACUCACAAGUUUCUCAAAGGCAGUGCAUGGAAAGAAGAAUUGAUGCGAACUUUUCCAAAUGAACACGAUGCCAUCAAUAAGUUUUUUGAUGCUAUGAAGAUAGCAAGACAGAUAUAUUCCCAGACCUUUAUUAUAAAAAUGUUACCAAUUUGGAUUGUCAUGAUUUUAAUUAAAACUGGCAUAUUUCACUUAUUAUCGCAUCUUCCUAAUUUUUGUUCAAAGUCAUUGGACGUAUUUUUAAGUGAACUUACAACAAAUGCGGAGCUAAAAGCAGUGUUGUCUUAUUCAUUUGGAGAUUACGGAACACAACCACGGGAAAGCCCAAUGAUAAUGCAAUUAAUUUUAAUGCAGCACUUUAUAAAUGGUGCAUUCUACCCUGUUGGCGGAGCGAGUGAAAUUGCUUUUAACAUAAUUCCAGUUAUUGAGAAAACAGGUGGCAAAGUACUAACUAAAGCUAACGCUGUAGGCUUUGUAAUCGAAGAUGGAAAAGUUACAGGUGUUAAAAUUGAUGGGAAAAGUGAACCAAUACACGCUCCAAUUAUUGUAUCGGCAAUCGGAUUUAUUAACACUUUAUCAAAACUGCCAGAAACUUAUAAACUUGGUUUUACUGAUGUUUUACCAAAGGUAAAGAGUAGUCAUGGUGCUAUAUCUAUCUUUGUCGGAUUGGACGGCUCAAAUGAGGAGUUGAAUCUUCAAGCAACUAAUACUUGGGCAUUUACAAACACAGAUUUUGAUAAAUCUCUUGAUGAAUAUUUUGCGCUUCCAAAGGAGCGCGCUGGUCUAAAAGAUAUUCCUUUGCUAUUUAUUUCUUUUCCGUCUUCAAAAGAUCCAUCUUGGAACGAAAGAUACCCGGGCAAGUCUAAUUGCACAAUAGUUACUCUUGCAAACUGGGAGUGGUUUGGCCAAUGGGAAAAUGAAAAGAAAAGAAAAAGAGGCAAAGAGUAUGAAGAAAUUAAAAUGCGUAUUGCGGAGCGUUGUUGGGAACAAACACUAUUAUAUUACCCACAACUACGUAAUAGAAGAAUUUAUUUUGAAGUUGGAACGCCAGUAACAAAUAAAUAUUAUCUCGGGUCAAAUAAGGGAGAAAUUUACGGUUUAGAUCACUCCCUUGAUAGGUUUAGUCUCGAAAUUAUUGCAAAACUUCGACCUUGCACUAAAAUUCCUGGUUUAUUUUUGACUGGUCAAGACAUAGCUACAGCGGGUUUUGCAGGAGCUAUUCAUGGUGGUUUGUUAACAGCAUCUGCAAUUCUUAAUCGAAAUUUAGAAAAAGAUUUAAUUGAAAUUCAAAAGGAAAUAGAAAGCUCUUGCAAAAAAAAUUACUAAAAUUUUAGAUUUUUUUAAAACUCAAUAAAAGCCAUCUAAGAUUUUGUUAAAGCUCCGUCCAAAAUGUCUUUAAUUUUAGCAAACUCCAACUCAGUGGUCACAAAGCAUGUUAUAUACUUCUAAAACACGUAUUAAUACGAUUUCUUAAAUGUUUUAGACGUCUUAAACACGUCUUGUGCCCAUUGGGAAGCAACUACCUGAAGUUUCAUUAAGAUAAAAUAAAUGUUAGAUUGUGGUUAUAAAAUAUUAGUUACGUAUUUAAAGGCUUUGUAUAUUUGGUGUUUGUUUUUUUAAUGCUUGUAAAUCUUGAGGGCACGUGCGUAAAUUAUAAAACUUUUUCAACAUAUUUCUAUAUAUAAA